AUGGGUAUCAGUCCGCAAAUCACCAACCUGAUGAUCAUCCUUGGUAUGAUGCAAGUCACCAAGAAGAUCCCCUUUGAAGAUGAGAACGUGCUCAACAUUGUGCGCGCCAUCUACAUUGGCAGCAACCUCAUCAUCGCCGGUCUUUACUUCUACAUCCAGCUUCAGAUCAACAAGAAGAAGGACAUGACCACCCUCAAGUACGUUGAACCCGCACCGAUGGGCUCUUCCGAAGAGGGCAAGCUCGUCACCACCACGAUCUGCGCCUACGACCUCAACCAGCUUCGCCAGGCCUGGCGUGGCCAGCUGAUGGGUGUCGCCAUGAUGUCGUUCAUGCACCUUUACAUGAAGUACACCAAUCCCCUGGUUAUCCAGAGCAUCAUCCCCGUCAAGUCCGUCAUUGAGAGCAACCUCUUCAAAAUCCAUGUCCUCGGCCAUCCCGCCUCUGGCGACCUCAAGCGACCUUUCAAGCAGGCACAGGGCUUCAUGAGCGCCAUGCAGCAGGGAGGCGGCUCCGUCCAGAGCGACAAGAAGGCUGUCGAGGCCGCUGAGAAGGCUGGCCGCGGCGGUGCCAAGGAGGAGUAA
This is a messenger RNA of Trichoderma gamsii, 582 nucleotides long. RefSeq lists its product as hypothetical. The transcript is spliced from 3 exons. NCBI's taxonomy places the organism in Eukaryota, Fungi, Ascomycota, Sordariomycetes, Hypocreales, Hypocreaceae. The coding region runs from base 1 to 582 and encodes 193 amino acids. The record is from RefSeq and is a predicted model, not a curated record. Gene Ontology annotation, cellular component: endoplasmic reticulum; mitochondrion. Gene Ontology annotation, biological process: protein targeting to ER.